ACAAGUGAUAUGGCCUGCACGCCGUCCUUCAGCACGCCAGUGUUGGUGUAGUAAGCGCCCGCCAUAACCUUACCGAGCUGUUUCUGCUUCGCUUCUUAUUUCCACCAUUAUGAACUCCGAGGAACUCAGUCUGUCCAGCUUGUCAGGAGAGGAGACCAAGGCAGCGGGAGAGGAAGGUCUGCGGUUGCGUUCAAGGGACCACCGACACAAACACAAGAAGAAGCACAAGAGACACUCACACAAACACAAGCAUCGCCACAAGUCCUCCUCCAGGAAAGAACGAAGACACAAGAAGCACCGGUGCAAACACAGACAGAAAGACUCAGAGAGUGACAGCGAGGAAUCAGAGGAUGAGGAGCUUCAGCUUAUUGACGACCUACUGGAGUCUACCCUUAAGCCGGGAAAACCUGCCCCAGCCAACACUGACGCCCCCGCCCAAGUCAAGGAGCGGGGCAGGGAUGUGGAAAUCCUUCGGGCUGCAGCAGGGAACGGCAUUGUGGAGUCCAUGAAAAUUGUCGUUGAUAAUCGCAAUGGAAGCAAGGAACAGCCAGUGACAGUGUCCAGCAGUGAGGAGGAGGUGGGGAGCAUGGAGAUUGGAGUGAGCAAUGACGAGAACUCCCGGGAAAUGACAAGGCGGGCCGAGGAAUUCUGUCUCGACUCCUCAGAUUUCCUGCACAUUGAUGAGGAUCUUAACUUGGAGGAACUUAUGAAGCAGAAGGCAGCUCUCCAGGCACGUCUUGGGGCAUACAUGAGUGACGUGGAGGAGGAUGAGACGGUCCCCGCACCAGCAACAAUAGAGGCUGUGCAGGACGUCCCCCUCCCUACCCAGAAGCCUCCUCCACCUGCUGUAGAGAAGAAGCCAGCGCAGGAGGUGGUCACAAUCGAGGACUCAGAUGAUGCGGAACCCAAGCGUAAAGACCGCAAGAAGGAGAGGGAAUCCAGACCCAAGAAACGGAAGCGAAGCAGAUCCAGAGGGGAGGCUGAGGAGAAGGAGAAGAAGGUGCGGAGGGAGAGAGACAGACGUGACAGGGAACGGAGAGAGGAGGGGAGCUCAAGGAGGGAUCAUCGGAGAGACAGAGAGAAGGGCCCAGGUCACAACAGGUCAAGGUCAUUGGUGGAUGAACAGAAGGAGAGGAGCCGGGAGAAGAGCAGGGAGAGGAAGGAGAAGGAACGGCAGAUGAGGGAAAAGCUACAGAAGGAACAGGAGAAAAGGGAGAGGGAGUGGCAGGAGCGAGAGGAGCGGAGGAAAAGGGAGUGGGAGAAGAGGAUGGAGGAGAGGAAGGAGAGGGAGAGGCUACGAGAGGAGAGGCUCAAAGACAGACCAGAUAGCAGGGACAAGGAGAGGGACCGGCGGCGGGACGACAGCCACCGGGACAGAGACAGGGACAGGGACAGGGAUCGCGACAGAGACCGAGACAGAGAUCGGGACAGAGACAAGAAUCGCAACAGAGAAAUUGACCGGGAGAGAGAGAGGCAGAAGGAGCUGAUUGGAAAGGCCAAGGAGUCGUCUUCUGAUUCUAAUGAAGAGGAUAUUGACUUCGAUGAGGAGGAGGAAGAGGAGGAGCAGAAGAUUGAGCGUAUGAGGAGACAGAGGGAACAGCUGUACAAGAAACUUGGUCUGGAAAAGGACUCAUCCCAGGUCACUCCAGCCAGCAGUGCUGUCCCCUCGGCCACCAACACACCCAGGGACUCCCCAGCACCACCCUCCAGACCCCCAUCACAGGCCAGAUCGAUUGCUGAUGCCCCUGCCAUCUCCACCCCUGCCAUGUCAAGAUCAGGCUCUCCAAGAUCCCAGUCACGGUCAUCCAGCAGAAGCAGCAGCAGCAGCAGAGAGCAGGAAGACCAGGAGGAUGAGGAGAAUGAGAGGAAAGAAGAUGCAGCAGCAGGCUCUGGCAGUACUAGUAAUAGCAUUGAAAACAGCAGGAAUGAUAACAGCGAAGAGGAUAAGGAGAACCAGAAGCAGCAGGAAAAUAACAGCGCUACAGCAGAUACAAAAGACAACAGCAAUGAUAAGAAUGCAGCAGAGAAUAUGGAAGAAGAAAAUGAAGAGAACCAUGCAGAGAAGGACUUGAACAAGAAGGACAUGUUCUCUGAUAUGUUUGGGGAGAACUUUGCUGUGGACAAGCUUGGGGACAUCCACCAGGGCACCUCGGAGAACCCCAACUUGACAGACAACUGGGACGAUGCUGAGGGUUAUUACAGAGUCAGGAUCGGCGAGGUGCUGGACACAAGGUACACUGUCUAUGGGUACACAGGGCAGGGAGUGUUCAGUAACGUGGUGCGGGCGAGGGAUGCAGCGAGGGGAAGCCUGGACGUGGCCAUCAAGAUCAUCAGGAACAAUGAGGUCAUGCAUAAGACAGGCAAGAAGGAACUCAACAUACUUAAGACUCUGAAUGACGCUGACCCAGAUGACAAGUACCACUGUCUUCGUCUCUUCCGACACUUUUUCCACAAGAACCACUUAUGCAUGGUGUUUGAGCCCCUGUCUAUGUCGCUGAGAGAGGUGCUGAAGAAGUAUGGAAAGGAUGUGGGUCUGCAUGUGAAGGCUGUGCGCUCCUACACCCACCAGCUGUUCUGUGCCCUCAAGCUGCUGCGCAAGUGUAACAUCCUACAUGCUGACGUCAAACCCGACAAUAUUCUGGUCAAUGAGAAGAAACUUGUGCUGAAACUAUGUGAUUUUGGUUCUGCUUCUAAGGUCACUGAGAAUGAGAUCACACCUUACUUGGUUGCCAGAUUUUACAGAGCACCUGAGAUUAUUCUUGGCAUGACGUACGACUUCGGGAUUGACUUGUGGUCUGCUGCUUGCACCAUCUAUGAGCUGUACACUGGCAAGAUCAUGUUUCCAGGGAAGACAAACAAUCAGAUGCUGAAGUUGUUCAUGGACUUGAAGGGUAAAAUGCCAAACAAGGUCAUCAGGAAAGGAGCCUUCAAGGACCAGCACUUUGACCCGGCGUGUAACUUCCUCUACCGGGAUGUUGACAAAGUCACUGAGAGGGAGAAGAUUGUGGUCAUGGCUACAAUCAACCCCACACGAAACCUUCAACAUGAGAUGCUGGGAGACGGAAACCUGCCCGAAGAUCACGCCCGCAAGGUGACCCAGCUGAAGGAUCUCCUGGAGCGCUGCCUCAUGCUGGACCCCAUCAAGCGUGCCACCAUUGACAACUGCCUCAUGCACUCCUUCAUCCGGGAGAAGAUGUAACCCCAAGUCAAAGGAACAGAGUAACAUGAUUUUAUUUAUGCAACACAAUCACAGGGCAAGGUCUGACAAGUGUCUCAUGCACCCUUUGGUCCGAGAUCUGUGUCUUGAGUCAAGGGGACUAAGGGUCAUACUUAUGUGGAUUUCUUGUUGUCACAGAGUGGAAAAGUCAUACCUUGGGGAGUUGAUCUGCUCUUCUCAUACCCUUUUAGUGUUUUUUUUUGCAUUUUUUUUUUGUCCUAAGCCACCACCAGAGGGCACCUACUCACUCAUGUCAGUCACCAUCUGGCCACAAACAUGUCAUCAACUCACUGCACACACAGAUUGAAGGUAUAGUCAAUGUGAAUGCACUAAGUGUAACUACCUCCGCCAGUUAGACACAGCUUGGCUCUGACCGGAACGCUGAACCAUCCUGAAACGUAUAAUUUUGACGGCAGGUGAAGUUUGUAAUUUGUGGUGUGUGGUUUGUGUAAGAUGAGGAAGAGGUAGACCUUUGUGUUCUUUGUGUGUUUGUGCUGUGUGGAAGAAUGAGGGUAAAUAUGUGUGUUUGCAAAUAUUUAUAAUCUGUGCAGUUGGAUGCAUGUCAAAGUGUGCAUUUAUAUGUAAUUGAUGUGAGGAGGGAAUAGUGCAUUAAUUUUUGUAUACAGUGAUAUGCUCACAAAAACGUUAACAAUCAGAUGCUGGUUAGUGUCUUCAAAGGUUUUACCAAAUGACAGGGAUAUGUGUGGAUUCAUCUUUGUGUGUGUGUACGUGUGUGAGGGAAGGAAGGGAGGCCAUGUGUGUUGGAGGAAUCCCCAGUCUAACUUUUUUUUUUCUUUUUUUAAUGUGAAUGGGGAUAUAAAUACAGUGGCAAUUUUAUAUUUACCUCCAGUGUUGUGAGUCACCACUUGCCACUCUGAUGCAAAGUGGCUCCCUUCUUGCAUCAAUUAUUACACUAAGUCGUGGAGUGUCUCCCUAAAAUUCAGACUCAUGGAGUUUGUAGGGGAAUAAAUUCUUUAAUUUUGUAAUAAGUUUCAUUGGAGACACAGUACUGUUGAUAUAUUGUAAAAUAAAAAAAAGCAAAUUGUUCACCA
Portunus trituberculatus (swimming crab) is the source of this 4269-nucleotide messenger RNA. It is a transcript of the gene Prp4k, whose product is annotated as serine/threonine-protein kinase PRP4 homolog. Gene Ontology annotation, molecular function: protein serine/threonine kinase activity; ATP binding. Gene Ontology annotation, biological process: peptidyl-serine phosphorylation; peptidyl-threonine phosphorylation; mRNA cis splicing, via spliceosome. NCBI's taxonomy places the organism in Eukaryota, Metazoa, Arthropoda, Malacostraca, Decapoda, Portunidae. The record is from RefSeq and is a predicted model, not a curated record.